UGUUGAUGAGAUGAACAAUACAAAGAGUGGAGAAUUGAUCAUUAUAAAAAGAAUAGUUGAGUGAAGCUCAUAGAGAAUGAGUUUCAUAGUGGAAACUUGGAAGUUGGGGCAUUUAUUCUAAUAUAUAAUAAUAAUAUAAUGGAAUAACUUGCGGAGGUACACUACAUAUUCUAGACGUGGUAUGACAGGCAAUGAGUCAACUAAGCCUGUUUGUCACUUGAAUAUUUUAGUUCCAUACCACCUAUGUAUGUAACUUCAUUCAUUCUUUCCCAGGUUAGGAUGAAAAUGGGAGAAAAUGAUGGUAGCUACAUGAUGAUGGUGAUAAUCACCAUAGUUAUUACCUUUGUCUCCUUGAUUUGGUGGUUUGUUGCGACUAGAGGCGGAGGGAGGAGCAAGGGUAAGUUGCCUCCGGGGGGAAGAGGGUGGCCGGUGGUGGGGGACAGCAUCAGCUGGUACAAUGCUGUUGCGAGUUCCCAUCCCCCAGCCUUCGUCCACAAGCAGGUCCGUCGCUACGGCCCAAUAUUCUCCUGUAGUCUCUUCGGGAAGUGGGCGGUUGCUUCUGCGGAUCCUGCCUUCAAUAAAUUUGUUAUGCAAAACGAAGGCAAGCUGUUCCAGUCGAACUACCCAAAAUCCUUCAGAGAUUUGGUGGGGAAGAAUGGGGUGAUUACUGCGCAGGGAGACCACCAGAGGAAGCUUCAUUCCAUCGCCUCCAACAUGAUGCGGCUUGAAAAGCUCAGGUUUCACUUCCUGCAGGAUAUUCAGAUGGUUAUCAGACAGAUCUUCACCAAUCUACACCUCAAUCAGGUUGUCCCUCUUCAAGAUGUUUGUCGCAAGCUAGCAAUUAACUUGAUGGUCAAUCAACUCCUUGGAGUCUCCUCUGAAUCCCAAGUCAAUCACAUAGCUCAAUUGUUCUCACAUUUUGUCGAUGGCUGCCUCUCUCUUCCGAUCAAUUUACCAGGCUUCGCUUAUCACAAGGCAAUGAAGGCUAGGGAAAAUAUAAUAAGCAAGAUUAACACGACUAUCGAGAGUCAUAAAAGGAAUUCCUCCUCAGAUAUUGGCAAUGGUGUUCUGGGAAGGCUGCUAGAGGAAGAAAGCUUACCUGAUGAUGCUGUUGCUGACUUUAUCAUUAACCUUCUAUUUGCUGGAAAUGAGACCACAGCUAAAACCAUGCUCUUUGCUGUUUACUUCCUCACACAAUGUCCCAGAGCCAUGAAGCAAAUGCUGGAUGAGCACCAGAGCCUAAGGAGUGAAAGGGGUGAGGAGGAGAUGCUUACCUGGCAAGAUUACAAAGCUAUGCCUUUCACUCAAUGUGUGAGUCCUCUUUUAAUCAUCUAUCACUAUUACCUCACUCCAGUUUGGCACAAAACUCUUGCUAUAAUAUAUACCCUGGGUAAACAACCAUUAAUAUUUCUCCAGGUAAUUGACGAAACUCUACGUCUAGGAGGCAUUGCCAUUUGGCUCAUGAGAGAAGCCAAAGAACAAGUAGAAUAUAAAGAUUAUGUCAUUCCAAAAGGAAGCUUUGUGGUGCCAUUUCUUUCAGCAGUCCAUUUAGAUGAAAAUGUCUACGGUGAUCCACGUAGUUUUAAUCCAUGGAGGUGGAUGGAACCAGAAAAUCAGGAAAAGAGAAACUGGAGGAGCAGCCCAUAUUUUGCACCUUUUGGCGGAGGAGCUAGGUUUUGUCCAGGGGCAGAGUUGGCUCGCCUUCAGAUUGCCCUCUUCCUACAUUACUUCCUCACCACAUUUAGGUGGAGGCAGGUGAAGGAUGACAACAUGUCUUUUUUUCCAUCAGCUCGAUUGGUGAACGGAUUUCAGAUACAAUUGAAUAGAAUAAGCCAUGAUCACCGCGUAUCCACCUCUAUCAACUGAACAAACAAACUAUAUUUGUUUGUUGUUCAGUAUUCUUCUGGGGUCUGAGGAAGGCUCUUCAUCUGUAAAUUACCUUCAAAUACAUAUGUAUUGUUGUGGAAAUGGAUGUAAAAAAUAAUUUCUGCUCUUUAUCAAACGAAUACUGCAAUACUAUCAGUCUAUUGGACAAGGAUUUGCCAAAUACACUGCCCAAUAAACAAACUUCACAGGGAUGUAGAAAAAAGAAUAGGUUAUCAACAUGAAGGAAUAUGCAAGAACCUAUAAGUUCAGUUACAUAAAAAGUAACAUUACCUGAGAGAAGACAAGGAAAUGAAACAACUUUGUUGCUCCGGCCGAUGAUAUUCAACAUGAACAUACAUGCCAGUUCUGUGUUUCAAUAAGAUUUCCAGUUUCAGAAUAACAGGAAAAGAAGGCUACUGAAUCCACACUAACCUUGUGUUAUGUGAUAUCAGCCUAUUAAGUUCUACAUGAAGUUUCCAUGUUUUAUCCCGGGAUCAAAGACUUACAACUGGAAAAUGAUACAGAAACCAGACAAAAGUAACCCUUCAAAGCGACAAACAGAGAUUUUUUUAAAUGUGCUAAGUUAAAUCUUCAAAUAUGCCAGCACAGUACUUGAACUCUAACUAGUGAUGCAGUUGACAUUCAUUGAAGUAGCAUGGUGCUUGGACGUGAAGGAAUAAUGAUGAUUGUUAAGCCAUUCAAGAGUCAAGACUAUUGCCUGAGACAUCUCUCUCAGUACAUCAAAGUUUAGUUGAAAAAUAAUUCUCCAAACAAGCAUGCUCCAUCCUAAACACAUUCCAUUUUAUUAACUGAAAAAAGCACUCCAAGAAAAUAAUCAUUGACACACAAGCUCUCAUUUCAUCAAUACAACCAAAGCAUAGAAUUCUCAUCAUAGUUCUCCAUUAGUUAAAAAAUUGACCGAGAAGCUAAUUGACCAUCUUCUAUGACUGAACUGCCAAAUAUGAUGGGAAUCAGUCAGAGGAGAUGCAAAAUACAGGUCUCACUUUUCACUUAUGACCAGUACAAUUAUACAUAGUUAAGAACUCUUUAAUAAAGUAACAUAAAUGCAAAGUAUAGUUUUAUCUCUUGCACAUGCAAAAAUUCAACCUAUCAGUUGAUCAGCAGGAAUGCCAACUUUCACCAGUAGUGUUCCCUGAACAUUUGAGAUGAGAUAUAUGGCUUUAAAAAUAAGCAAAACAUCUAAAAAAACUCAUCCACAGAUACUUACAUAAGAAAAAAUAGAGUCCAUCAGGCGUAGGCAUCAGAAAACCAUAGAGGAGUUACAUAAAUCAACCAAGUCGUUCCAGGAGUAUUCCAUCCUUUAUAUAAUUGUACAGUUGCAGACCAUAUACUUAUUCCAGUUCAAGAUUCAAACACUUGUAAGUGACAUGGGCAUUAUGAAAACUAAAUCAGAAACAUGUCUUUGUAGUUAGUGUGUAACCUGAUCAAGAGAAGACAAUGAACACAGGCAUAGGCCAGAAAAUAAAAGGUGCGAAACAAUUUCUUUUAUUGUCUACAAUCUUACACGAAUUGGGCAUCUGAAUCAAGCAAACAACAGCUACAAACAGCACUCUGAAUUCUAAAUACAAACACUGGAUAUAGAACUUAUCAAUACCAGCUGCACGAACAGGAAAAUCACAACGAAAUUAACAGAAGCAAACACCGUAAUUCCAUGUCUGCUAGUGCUAAGAGGGUGACAAAAGGAGAUGAGGAGUUGUCUGUCAUGUCCUUCAAAAAACACAAGCAACCAACCAACCAACCAAACGCAGCACAACUUAUGAGGGGACUUAGGGUACAAAUUCAUAUGCAAUAUUGACAGUGAGCGAAUCAUUCAUUAGCAAGAUCAAACAACAACAACA
This is a messenger RNA of Salvia splendens (bonfire salvia), 3725 nucleotides long. RefSeq names its product abietadienol/abietadienal oxidase. NCBI's taxonomy places the organism in Eukaryota, Viridiplantae, Streptophyta, Magnoliopsida, Lamiales, Lamiaceae. The transcript has 6 exons. The coding region runs from base 244 to 1866 and encodes 540 amino acids. The record is from RefSeq and is a predicted model, not a curated record. Gene Ontology annotation, biological process: multicellular organism development; brassinosteroid biosynthetic process; sterol metabolic process. Gene Ontology annotation, molecular function: iron ion binding; oxidoreductase activity, acting on paired donors, with incorporation or reduction of molecular oxygen; monooxygenase activity.